AUGCCUCUAUUGAGAGAUCUUCGGAAGAAAGAUGACAUAAAUGCUGUUUAUGAGCUGAAAGAAAAACUUGGAGAGGGCUCGUUCUCUGAGGUUCGAGUGGCUCAGCACAGAUGCACUCAGAAGCUUGUGGCUGUCAAGUGCAUCCGCAAGAGAGCGCUAAAGGGAAAAGAACCCAUGCUGGAGAAUGAGACUGCAGUAUUACGCAGAAUAAAUCAUGAAAAUAUUGUGUCUUUGGAGGAAACCUUUGAGACUCCUUCUAAACUGUAUUUGGUAAUGACACUGCUGACAGGAGGGGAACUGCUGGACAGGAUUCUGGAGAGAGGCAGUUACACAGAAAAAGAUGCCAGUCGUGUGAUAUAUCAGGUGCUGCAGGCGGUGAAGUAUCUGCACCAGCUGGGCGUUGUGCAUCGAGAUCUAAAGCCAGAGAACUUACUGUAUGAGACUCCAUUAGAAGACUCCAAAAUUGUCAUCAGUGACUUCGGUCUGUCUAAAAUGGAAGAGCAGGGAGCUCUUUCCACGGCCUGUGGGACACCUGCCUAUGUCGCUCCUGAACUUCUACAGCAGAAAACAUAUGGUAAAGAGGUGGAUCUCUGGGCCAUCGGGGUCAUUACAUUUAUUCUACUCUGUGGCUAUCCUCCGUUCUAUGAUGACAACGACACACAACUCUACAAGCUGAUCAUAAAGGCUGAAUAUGAAUUUGAUUCGCCAUACUGGGACGACAUCUCUGACUCCGCGAAAGACUUAAUAGUUCACUUACUGCAGAAGGAUCCAGCGAAGAGGUUCAAUUGUGACCAGGCCUUGCAGCAUCCUUGGAUAUCAGGAGGUGCGGCUCUAGACAAGAACAUCCACGGCUCAGUGUCAGCACAGAUUCAGAAAAACUUUGCCAAGAGUCACUGGAAGAGAGCCUUUAAUGCCACCAUCAUCGUGCGUCAUUUAACAAAGAAAACCCACUCCGGGGAAGACGAUGAAGGGAAUCACUCCACAAGUAUAGGGACCAUCUGACAAUCUACUGGCAGUAAACCGAGGCUCUGUUAAAGGAAUAGUUCACCAAACAUGAAAACUGUGUCAUUUACUCAAACUCAUGUUACU
Molecule: messenger RNA, 1089 nt
Organism: Sinocyclocheilus rhinocerous
Lineage: Eukaryota; Metazoa; Chordata; Actinopteri; Cypriniformes; Cyprinidae
Product: calcium/calmodulin-dependent protein kinase type 1B-like
Exons: 11
Coding region: 1-1002 (333 amino acids)
Biological process (GO): protein phosphorylation
Molecular function (GO): protein kinase activity; ATP binding
Source: RefSeq, a predicted model, not a curated record